This is a messenger RNA of Abrus precatorius (Indian licorice), 1623 nucleotides long. Its product is annotated as protein POLLENLESS 3-like. Lineage: Eukaryota; Viridiplantae; Streptophyta; Magnoliopsida; Fabales; Fabaceae. Gene Ontology annotation, molecular function: protein binding. The transcript has 6 exons. The record is from RefSeq and is a predicted model, not a curated record. Bases 1 to 1623 code for a protein of 540 amino acids.
AUGCUGUUUGAAAGAAGCUCUCCGGCGAGGUGUUUCAUGACACCGCCGCCGCCACCUUUGUCCUGGAAGUCAAGACCUUCACGUUCUCCCUCUAUGCCACUUUCAGAGAGAAAGAAAUCACCAAACUCUGUGAAUAAAAGUGAUCUUUUUCAUAUAAUUCACAAGGUUCCUGCCGGGGACUCACCCUAUGUUAAGGCUAAGCAAGUUCAGUUGGUGGAUAAGGAUCCCAGUAGAGCAAUUUCUUUGUUUUGGGCUGCCAUCAAUGCUGGGGAUCGUGUUGAAAGUGCAUUGAAGGACAUGGCCUUGGUUAUGAAGCAAUUGAAUAGAUCAGAUGAGGCAAUUGAAGCUAUCAAAUCGUUUCGUCAUCUAUGUCCUUCUGAUUCUCAGGAAUCUUUGGAUAACAUAUUGGUUGAACUUUUCAAGAGGUCAGGAAGGGUUGAUGAAGAGAUUUCCAUGCUUCAUCACAAGUUGAAGCAAAUUGAAGAUGGUGUGACUUUUGUGGGAAGGACAACGAAACAAGCACGAUCUCAAGGGAAGAAGAUUCAAAUAACUGCUGAGCAAGAAAUAUCAAGGAUACUUGGGAACUUGGCCUGGGCUUACUUGCAAAAAGGUGACUAUAAAAUUGCUGAAGAACAUUAUAGAAAAGCACUGUCUUUUGAGGUUGAUAGGAACAAGCAGUGCAAUUUGGCAAUAUGUCUGAUGCAUAUGAACAAGAUCACAGAAGCUAAGUUUCUACUUCAGGCAGUGACCACUGCGUCAAAGAAUAGAAAGAUGGACGAUUCUUUUGUCAAAUCAUUUGAACGUGCUACUCAGAUGCUGGUUGAGAUGGAGUCAUCACCAUCAGGGAAUGCAGCAUCAUCUUCAAUGAGGAGUAUGUCACAGUGUUCUCCACUAAGCUCUGAGAAUUCAAUUGGAAAGAACUCUGAUAUUGUCAAGAGUAGGACAGAAAACCGGUCCACAACAUCGGAGGGCGAAGUAUCUCGUGCCAGGAGAAGAUUGUACCAGUCCCCUGAUCCUGCUAGAAGAGAUCUACAUGUUACUAACACAAAAACAAAAAGAUGUUCAUGGGGCUUCAAUAAUGGAUAUAGAAGGGAAACUUGGGGAGAUAGAGAUGUCCAUUCAGAUCCUAAACCUUCAUUUGGAAGUACUUCUGGUGAUAAGAAUGACUUAAUGCAGCUAAACUCAAAAGAAAAUGGUUUGUCUUCACCUGCUAAUGGAAAGUGGAGGGCAAGAACAUGGGAAGAUCCUGCAAUGUUAAAGCAUGAGGACACAGCAGUAAUGGGUUCUGAUUCACUGCACACUUCGAAUAAUACAGAAGAAGUUAUGGAGUUUUCAGAGAAGGAGGACAUAUCUGCCGUAGAUGAGAGUAACUGUGGGUCCUUACUGUCAGAAUCACAUGAAAUGGUUGUGAAUGGUGCUCAUGAAUUUGCUUCAGGAAACAAACCACUUGAGAAGAAGAGUUGGGCAGAUAUAGUAGAAGAAGAACAAGAUGAAGAAGAGGAGGAGAAAAGGCUUGAAAGCACGCUCAAGCGAGCCACAAGAAAUAUGAAUCAUGACUCGCUUAAGCUCAGAAUUUUGCUUAAGCGAUUUGUAUUUAGCUUAAGCCCUGCCAAGCGAAAUUAA